Messenger RNA from Sphaeramia orbicularis (orbiculate cardinalfish), 2785 nucleotides. RefSeq names its product forkhead box A3 (gene foxa3). Gene Ontology annotation, biological process: regulation of transcription by RNA polymerase II; anatomical structure morphogenesis; cell differentiation. The transcript has 2 exons. Lineage: Eukaryota; Metazoa; Chordata; Actinopteri; Kurtiformes; Apogonidae. Gene Ontology annotation, molecular function: DNA-binding transcription factor activity, RNA polymerase II-specific; transcription factor binding; RNA polymerase II cis-regulatory region sequence-specific DNA binding. The coding region runs from base 318 to 1706 and encodes 462 amino acids. The record is from RefSeq and is a predicted model, not a curated record.
CACACAGAGUCUGAGGAAAAAAAAAAAAAAAAAAAAAAAAAAAAAAGAAACGGGCCCAAAAGGAGAAGAACCGAACUGAAGAGUGUACGGUUCCGAGACCAUGGAGGACUGACAGAUCCACAUCAGACCUGGACUCGGUUUCAUCAGUUUGAUCACAUUUUGCGUAAAAGACUUUUUCUUCUUCUUCACAAACAGGAUUCUCUGUUCGGAUUUUUUCCCAGUUGGAGGAUUAGUUCUUCAUCUGUCAUUUCUUAGACCACAUCAGUCCUGAACCCGGUCUAGAAGUUCGCCUUCUCUCCAGACCUGUUGACUCGGGGAUGUUGAGCUCUGUGAAGAUGGAAACCCACGAUCUACCAGAGUGGAAUACUUUCUACAGCGAAGCCAGUGAGAUGUAUUCCUCUCCCGGCUCCAUGAACUCCGGCCUCGGUUCCAUCAACAGUUACAUCAACCUGAACCCGGCCGCCGCCUCCCCCGCCACCAUGAACAUGGCGUACCCCACCUCCGGCCUCAGCAGCUCGCCGCUGGCCUCCAUGGGCUCUGGCCCCGCCCACAUGCCCCUGUCCCCGGUGGCCCCGUCCCUCAGCUCGGGUUCCCUGACCCAACUGGGCCCCGCCGCCCCGGGUUCCCUGGGCUCCCUGACCCACUACCAGAACAUGGGCCAGUCCAUGAGCCAGCUGGGAUACCCCGCCACCACCGCCGGCCUGAGCCGGGGGCCCAAGGAGAUCCCCCCGAAGCCCUACCGGCGGUCCCUGACCCACGCCAAGCCGCCAUAUUCCUACAUCUCCCUCAUCACCAUGGCGAUCCAGCAGAGCGGAAGUAAGAUGCUGACGCUGAACGAGAUCUACCAGUGGAUCAUGGACCUGUUCCCGUAUUAUCGCGAGAACCAGCAACGUUGGCAGAACUCCAUCCGCCACUCGCUGUCCUUCAACGACUGCUUCGUGAAGGUCGCCCGCUCACCGGACAAACCCGGUAAAGGCUCGUACUGGACGCUGCACCCGCAGUCGGGCAACAUGUUCGAGAACGGCUGCUACCUGCGGCGCCAGAAACGCUUCAAGAUCGAGGACAAGACGGCCAAGAAGGGCGCCAAGAACCAGGAGUCAGGGAAGGGAGGCCACGGCGGCGACCACCUGGCGGAGGAGCAAAGCCCUACGGGAGCGUCAGAGGGCGCCGACUCCGCCCACUCAGACAACUCCCACCCCGGAUCCUCCUCGGACGACGGCCCCCACCACCGGAACUCCCUGGUUUCCUUGGACUGUGCUCCUCUGUCCUCCUCACACCUCCACAGCCCGCCGCCGUCCCUGGCCCCGCCCUCCUCCACCCCGUCCUCCCUGUCCCUGGCGCCCUCCUCUUCCUCCUCCUCUUCCUCUUCCUCCUCCAAUCUCCUCUACUCCCAGUCUCUCGCCGGCAGCGCCCACCUCCUACCCGGCGCCGCCAUGCAACAGCACCUGGACCUUCAGAGCGACGCCCUCAAGUCCCUGGACCCCCACUACAACUUCAACCACCCCUUCUCCAUCACCAACCUCAUGUCCAACGAGCAGAAGAUGGACCUCAAGUCCUACCAGGACCAGGUCAUGGCCUACAACAGCUACACCGGCGGCUCUCCGGUCGGCGCCAAACAGAUCUACGACAGCCCCGGACCCGCCACCAUGGACUCGGGCGCCUACUACCAAACUCUGUACAGCCGCUCGGUGCUCAACGCCUCCUAAUGUGGACUCUGGACCUGGAUCUGGAUCUGGUCUCCAAAAUGGACGCCCAGGCCCGUCUGUGUCCCUGCUCGUCUUUCUGCUCUUUCGUCUCUGGCUUCCAUCCAACGGCCUUGAACAGACUCGCAUCUAAAAUGGCCGCCGUGUUUGAGGCCAAAGGACUAUUUUUCUGUUCUUUAUUUUCUUCCCUUUUUUCGUUGGACAGACGAGACAAGUGAAGGACCAGGACGACGAAGAAGACAUUUCCAUUUUCCAUCGCUGUGUAUAAAAUGUAAAUAGAAGUAAUGUGGCGGGGGGGGAAAGGAUAUUUGCUUUUAUUUAUGAAGGGAAUAAAUUUUAAUAUAUCGUGUAUAGUGAGUUACAGCCCUAAUGGGAGGUGUUUUUUCCGGCGGGGGGAGUUUUUGUUUUUUGUUUUUUCAGUUACUGUUGAGGCAGGUGUUACUGCGGCGAAAGACGGCGAUGGAGGCGACUUUCGUGUUACAGCGUUUCACAUUCCGUCACUGAUUCCAGAUCAGAUCAGUCGGCAUUUGUCGGAUUAAAUGAAGAAAAUAUUUCGAGUAACUGUGGUAAAAGCUACAAAUAAGUUUCUGUUUGUCUUCAUCCACAUUGUGUUACCUUUAAGGCCAUGGGUGGGGGAGGGGGUGGAGUGUUGGGGAGGAGGCGGGGUCAGUCAGUUACUAAAACAGUGGAGGGAGGAGAGAUGCACUAUGGGAGAUUUACAUACAGUACUUUGCACUAUGGAGCUCAUGGGCUGAUAGUGUUUGUUACAACAAAGCCCCCGCUCUGUUAAAGCAUCAUGGGAUAUCACUGCAGCUAAGGCGUCAAAUGACCACACGACCCCCCCCCACCCCCGCCCCCAGAAAAUGGCCGAUCAAUGCGUCGACAAUCUGACGACAGCGUGGAGGACGAGGUUCAGGUCACAUGAUUUUCUGUGUUUAUUUAAGCUAGCGUCUGUUGCUUCUCAACCUUUUGACCGUGUGCUGAUAUAAUAUAUGGUUCUGUUGUUGUUGUUGUUGUUUGUGUUGGUAUAAAUGUGAUUGAAAUGAUUCGGUUUUCUUAUUAAAAAGGCAAAAAUACGGGGA